CGCCUCGAAACCCUAGAAAGCGUUACGGAGAAACAAAUAGUAAAGGAGGAGGACCGAGAGCAAAAGAAAGGAAGGUCAAGUGCAUCGCCUGGUCUCGUGUCUUCUCUUCUCCUCUCUCUAUCUAGGGUUAUAGAGAGGGAGAGAGAUCCAGGGUUUCCAGAUCUUCUUGAACCGAAGGCGAGAUAUGGCUGCGAUCCCUAGAGUUCCCUUUGGUUUGAUGGCCGUCGCGGCCCUUAUCUUCUGCAUUGUCUUGCCGGCGGUCCAGGCCCAGGCUCCGGCCCCAGCGCCGACUAGCGAUGGGAUGUCGAUCGACCAAGGAAUUGCCUAUGUGCUGAUGCUGGUGGCCCUAGUCCUCACCUAUCUUAUCCAUCCGUUGGAUGCUUCAUCCCCCUACAAGCUCUUCUAAGCCAUUCCAUGGACUGAAUUGACGAGUUAUGUGAGGAAAGGGAGAGAGCAUUGUUGACCUGAUUGUUCACUUUGUUUCGAUAUUUUGUGGUUUGGGAUUUGGACAUCUGGUUGUAUUGUUUUACUUGCCUUUGUUUUAGCUAGAUUCUUUUUUCAUGCAUAUCUCCAUCCAAAUUCCUUCCAUC
Elaeis guineensis (African oil palm) is the source of this 590-nucleotide messenger RNA. RefSeq names its product arabinogalactan protein 41. Lineage: Eukaryota; Viridiplantae; Streptophyta; Magnoliopsida; Arecales; Arecaceae. The record is from RefSeq and is a predicted model, not a curated record.